AUGGCGCGCGCGCGCGGGGAGGCCGAGGUCGCCGGCCUGAGCCACGGCGGCCUGGGCCGCCGGCCCUCGCCCCCCCGCGUCACAGAGGCGGAGGUGCGGCGCGAGCGGAGGCUCCGCGGCGCCGGCGGCGCCGCGGCGGAGGGCGUGCCGACUACGGUCCUGUCGUUGCACCAGCCGCUGGCCUCGUUCCUUGCGCACGGGCUGCAGCGAAUAGAAGGGCGGGGCUGGACCACCGAGUUCCGCGGGCCGCUGUGGAUCCACGCGGGCUCCAGGCAGCCGGCCCCGGAGGACAUAGCAAGGUGGGAAGCGCUGUACCGAGACGCCUUCGCGGUGGACGGGCACGAGGUGCAUAUGCCCCAGCAGUACCCGACCUCAGCGCUCGUGGGCCUCGUGGAGGUGGUGGAUGUCCUGAGCGCGGAAGAACUCGCAGCCUGGAGGCUGCCGCGGGGCGUGCGGCGCGAGGCAAGGAGCCACGGCUCGGGCUUCCUCUUCCUGGUGGAGCAGCACCGGCGGCUUGUGGUCCCGCUGAAGAUGUCCGGGCAGCACAAGCUGUGGCGCCUGGACAAGCGCACCGCGGCCGGCGCUCUCCGCGGCCUGGUGCCCGCGGAGCUGGAGCCGCCGCUGCGCUUCGACGUACUGCGGGCCCUAGGACGCGGCGCCCCAGCCGAGGAGAGCGACAGCGGGCCGGACGAGUCCGGCAGGCACGAGUCCGACAGCGAGGACGAGGCCGUGCUGGCGGCGGCCCUGCAGCUGUCGCUGGGCGACCGCGCCCCAGCCGCGACCGCCGCCUCGAUGCCCGCGGCCGCGCCCGCAGCUUGGCCGACCGAAGGUCCACUGAGUGGCUACCUGUCGACUACCCGUAGGAAUGACCUCUCGCAGGAGUGA
Messenger RNA from Prorocentrum cordatum, 885 nucleotides. Lineage: Eukaryota; Dinophyceae; Prorocentrales; Prorocentraceae. The record is from the annotation of a GenBank genome assembly.